Messenger RNA from Chelmon rostratus (copperband butterflyfish), 3602 nucleotides. RefSeq names its product ribonuclease P/MRP 38 subunit (gene rpp38). Gene Ontology annotation, biological process: tRNA 5'-leader removal. The record is from RefSeq and is a predicted model, not a curated record. Gene Ontology annotation, cellular component: ribonuclease MRP complex; fibrillar center; nucleolar ribonuclease P complex. The coding region runs from base 93 to 908 and encodes 271 amino acids. Gene Ontology annotation, molecular function: ribonuclease P RNA binding; ribonuclease P activity. The transcript is spliced from 2 exons. NCBI's taxonomy places the organism in Eukaryota, Metazoa, Chordata, Actinopteri, Chaetodontiformes, Chaetodontidae.
CGGCGCCCCGUGGUCCACCCGUGUAGCUGUGCAGCAGCUGUGAACGGACAACAAUUUUUAAAGCUGUUGCUGUGCCAAGAACCAGAUGUGAAAUGGCCACUACAGGAAAGCCUGUUAAAAAGGAAAUCAAAAGGCAUAUUCUAGCCAAGACAUCCUUCACAUCACCAUUCACUCCAAAAUGGAGCCCACUUCCCCAAGAAGACAUGCAUUUCAUCCUGAAAACCAUAAAGGACAAGCUGGUUACCACAGGUCUUCAGAAGAAAGAGGUGAAAGUGUUUCGCCCAUGGAAGAAAAAGAAAGACCAGAAACCUGCUGCCACAUUAGAACCUGGUUCCCAGGUGAGACCGGAUGCACAGGUGCAGGAUUCUCCCCAAAACGGCUGGACAGAUGUGGGAGCCAGAAGACAGCUGGCCAUUGGCAUCAAUGAGGUCACCAAAGCUUUGGAGAGGAACGAGCUCAAACUGUUGCUUGUGUGCAAGUCCGUCAAGCCGAAACACAUGACCGAUCACCUGGUAGCGCUGAGUGCAACGAGAGGUGUGCCGGCCUGCCAGGUGCCACGGCUGAGCCAAAGCGUGUCGGAGCCGCUGGGGCUGAAAAGUGUCCUUGCGCUGGGGUUCAGACAGUGUGCCUCCAAAGACGACGAGUUGUUCACUGACACUGUUGACGCCAUUACACCCAGGGUGCCUUCACUGGGUGUUGCAUGGCUACAAGGUGCAGAACCCAGCGUAACACCUGAAGACCCUGCUGGCAUGGAAGAGGAGGAGGAAACUGCUGAGAGGAAGGCCCAGAAAAGGAAGCUUGAGACUGAAUCUGAGGAGGUCACAGAGUUGGCCUCCUCCUGCACUCUGCAACCUCUCAAUGUGAAGAAAAUUGUUGCUAACACUGGAAAGAAAAAAAGAAAGAUGUAAUCAUAGCCAGCCAAAUAAGCUGAACCACUGUCCAGAUAUUAAAAGGACCAUUCUUAUAUUUUUCCAUGUUGCAUGUCCAGUGGUUUCCAAUAUUCUUUUGGCUUUUGGGCAAUUAAUGAGGUAGAGUUGUGACUUGUGACUCCUUUGUCACACAUUAUGGCAUUUAGUGUGGACAUGUGUCAUAUCCUCCCAGGUUGUUUCAUUUGAAGAAUUUUAAGAGGCCUAUAGAGGUGAAAAUAUUUCAAAGUCAGAAAAAAUGAUCAGUUUUGUAGAACAGGAAUGCAUUCUUCGUGUGAAGCCUCAGAUUUAUCUUGGGAACCAUCCCGCACUGCCCGCAUGUUGGGAUCCACUGUUUCAUUACAUUUACAUAAACUUAGCAUAUCCCAGAUUUUAGUUUUGUGAAUGCAUUGCAGUUGUUGGUUUAUAAUCAUUUAAUACACCUUUCAAAUACAUUUACAAUGACUCAGAACUUGCUUGAGAAAUGUAUGUAAUUAAUUACAGUGAACUAACAUUGCUUUCAGCUUUUCCAUGUGAGGAUUUGCUGCUUUUUGGGAGGGUUUUGGAGUGUUAUUAUUUGAAGAUGUCACUUUGGGCUCUGAGAAAUAUUUUUUAUAUUUUAAGUUUUAAUUUUAUUUUACAGACAAAACAAUUAGCAGCUAUAUUUAUUACCUAUUAGAUAAUGAAUAUAGUCAUUACUUACUGCCCUGUAAUAUAACACCAUGUCAAUUUUUAUUUUUGUCUAUGAGAGAAUCAGACAAUUGACUUUCAAAGGGGCUCAUUCCAACAUUAUUUGUUGGAAUGAGCUACCCCUCUAAAGCAAGUAAAUCUUUGUCCUCAUACUGAUAUGAAACCAGUGGCUGCAUGAAGGGCAUGGAAGUUUACAUGAUUCACAGUAACUUGGUUGACAUUUGUUAGGACCCUGGUGACCCUUUAAAUUGAAGUCAAAUUGUAUUGGCCAUUAACUGGCACAACAUAGAACAUUUAAACUGAUGCAGUUGAUUUUGUGUUUCUGAUUUUAAAGGAUGUGUGUGAGAUGACACAUUUGUCAGUCUUCGGUAAAUACGACUGAAGCUGAAAACAGCAGAAAAGGAUUAGUUUCAGACCUCAACCAAUUAAAAACAUUUUUGGGCCGAGUCCAUUUAACAUUGUCACAGUUCAAACUAAUAUACGGUAAAUAUGCUCCCCGUCAUGUUAAAAACAAGUGCAAUACUCAUGUUCCUUUUUAAAGUGAGUUUAUUCAAUCAAAUAUCCAUGCUGGUAUAGCUGACGUGUGUUGAAACAGAUUGUUAUUUGCAUGGGGUCAUGUCUAAAUGAUGCUGGUACAAGUUCUUCAGCUUUUUCACAGCUUACAAUGGAUUUGAAUAAAAAUAUUGUUCUUCAGUUAGAGAAAGCUGUAUGUCAUUUCAAAAGUACGCCCCCCACCCCCAAAAUUGUAAUUAAAAAACAAAAAAAAUCUUUGAAAUAAGGCAGGUACUUCGGGUUUUCUCACUAAAGGGUGUGGCUAGUAACAACGCUAAAAUCAUCACGGCCGCAGAACGGACAUGCUCAAAGUUCAUUCAAACAGCUGCAGGCAACACAUCUGUGACACAACCAACAUCCAUGAGGCACACCGUUGACUCAACAACUCAGUUUCAGUGCUAAAUUAAUGCCAGCAACAUCUGUCUUUGUGAAUACAACUCAUUCGACCUUAAUAUGGUUUAAAAAAAAAAAAAAAAAAAAACUUUAAACCCUGAAGCACUGGCUGUCUGUUGGUUGUCCUUUUCUUGCUAAGAUAUAAAGGGAUGAGAAGAAAAUUACACCACAUACAGAAAGAUGAACAACAAAAAUGGCAGCUGCCUCUACCUCUUAAUUUAUGCAGAGCCACACAGGAACAUCAAACACAAAGUAACAAACUCAGAGCAAAAAAGACUAUUUUAAAACACUUUUAACCUUUGAGUACACCAGCAGCAGCAUCAACCAUCCUCACCCUGCUCAGCUGAGCACAGGGACAUGCCAAAUACUCCAAACCCUCAAAAAUCAGUUUUGACGUUUCCCAUUUAACUGGACAUUUUAGAGAAAUACUGGAAAGAAACAGAACAGGAAUUAUGCCUGAAGACAUUUUGCAAAGUACAAGUAUAAAUAUCAGAAAUGUUCAAAGAAUUUCACGCAUUUAGCUGCACAACACAAUAAAAUUGACCCACAGUAUGUUUUUCAGACACACAAAUACAGUACCAUUAAAAAAAAACAAAUACAGAGAAGUCAAUAAAAAUGGACCUGGAAAAACAGGAAAAGCUCAAAUUUCAAAUUGAUGCGGUUACUGAUACAGGCUUUUGUUUAUUCAGCCACUGUACUGCGAAUACAUGCUAAUGCUAAAUUAUUCACCAGACACUCAAUGUUGUGCUCAAUUCUCUUUGUUGUAUUUAGCUGAGAGUUUGAUUUCUGAUGACACAUCAGGUGAGAAAACUGAUGCUUAUAUGUGUAUUAAUAAAAGAAAUGUUUACAAGCCCACAGUUGCACUUCUGGCCAAUCAGCUGCUUUACAGGGACAUCCUAUUCACGGCUCUGCAAGAGAAAGUAAUUGGUGGUAGUUUCUCUGUGUGGCAAUGACAAAAUUAAGAAAAGAAAACUGACCGUGGAUGCUUUAAACGUGACUUAAGUGACAACAUUACUCUUUCAAAGUAAGUAUGCCAUUGUUACGCGAUAAAACCCUCUAGAC